GCAUGUGAGCAACAACAGCUGUGUCCACUCUUCCACUUGAUAAAUACCCUUCUUACCUUCCUUACUACGACUUUUGACUAUCCUUCUCUCUCUCUUUCAUUCUAUACUAUUCAUAUCUCUCACACACACACACUCUCCCUCUCUCCCUCUCUCAUGGCAGAGCUCACAAGCUAAACACAAAGCCCCAACUGCUCUGAGAGGAACACAAACACAGACAAAGAAGCAGCACUCUGGUCUCUUUGGUAUUACAUCUGCCCAGAAUGAAAGCCCUGUACAGAGGCUCUCUCUUUCUCAUAUUCUCCUUCACCUUGCUUUUUACUGGGACACCUUCUUCUGCACUUUCCACCAGAGACCCUUCUCAGCAACUCCUCUCCUUCAAAGCUUCUCUCCCCAACCCAUCCCUGUUACCCAACUGGCUCCCCAACCAGAACCCCUGUUCCUUCACCGGUAUCACCUGCAACCAGACCCACCUCACUUCCAUAGACCUCACCUCCAUACCUCUCAGCACCAACUUCUCCAUUGUAGCCACCUACCUCCUCACCCUCGACCACCUUCAGUCUCUCUCCCUCAAAUCCACCAACCUUACAGGCCCUCCCACCAUUCCUCUUUCUCAUUCCAAGUGCAGCUCCUCCCUAUCCUCCAUAGAUCUGUCCCAGAACACUCUCUCCGGUUCCCUUAAUGACAUGUCCUUUCUUGCUUCCUGUUCAAACCUCCAAUCUCUCAACCUUUCUAGUAACCUUCUCGAGUUCAACUCCUCUCACUGGAAACUCACCCUCCGCGUAGCUGACCUCUCCAACAACAAGAUUUCUGGUCCCGGCAUCGUCCUCUGGCUUCUCAACCCCGACAUCGAACACCUGGCGCUCAAAGGUAACAAAAUCACCGGAGAUGUCGACUUCUCAGGUUCCACUUCUCUACAGCACUUGGACCUUUCCUCCAACAACUUUUCCGUUUCUAUUCCUUCCUUGGGCGACUGUUCCUCCCUUAAAUACUUGGACCUCUCUGCCAACAAAUACUUUGGCGACAUUGCUACCACUCUCUCACCUUGCAAGGCUCUUCUCUAUCUCAACUUGUCCAGUAACCAGUUCACUGGUCUUGUUCCUUCCCUCCCUCUUGGUUCUCUCCAGUUCGUCUAUCUCGCUGCCAACCACUUCCAUGGCCUGAUUCCUCCUGCACUGGCGGACCUCUGCUCCACUCUCGUACAGCUGGAUCUCUCUUCCAACAAUCUCACCGGUGACCUCCCAGGCCCCUUUGGCGCUUGCUCUUCCCUCCAAUCCUUGGACAUCUCAAGCAACCUCUUCACCGGCGCUUUGCCGAUGGAGGUAUUGACUCAAAUGGGCAGUCUGAGGGAGCUUGCGGUAGCCUUCAACUUCUUCGGCGGUCCUCUACCCGUGUCGCUGUCGAAGCUUUCCAGUUUGGAAUUGCUGGAUCUGAGUUCCAACAACUUCAGCGGGCCAAUCCCUGGAACUCUGUGCGGAGAUGCUGGGAAUAACUUAAAGGAACUUUACCUGCAGAAUAACCGGUUCACGGGUUUUAUUCCUCCCAUGCUCAGCAACUGUUCCAACCUUGUUGCCUUGGACUUGAGUUUCAACUUUCUGACAGGGACCAUCCCUUCAAGCCUAGGGUCUCUCUCGAAACUCCGGGACUUGAUUAUCUGGCUGAACCAGCUCCAUGGAGAGAUACCUCAAGAGCUGAUGUAUAUGAAGAGCCUGGAGAAUCUUAUCUUGGAUUUCAACGAGUUGAGUGGGAACAUUCCCUCUGGCCUCGUCAACUGCACCAAGCUCAAUUGGAUCUCCCUCUCCAACAAUAGGCUUAGCGGCGAGAUACCAGCCUGGAUUGGAAAGCUUUCCAAUCUGGCCAUACUCAAACUCAGUAAUAACUCCUUCUCUGGCCGGAUCCCCCCUGAGCUUGGCGAUUGCACUAGUCUUAUAUGGUUGGAUCUGAAUACUAAUUCCCUCACAGGGCCCAUUCCGCCUGAACUGUCCAAGCAAUCCGGGAAUAUUGCCGUGAAUUUCAUCAAUGGAAAGACUUAUGUGUACAUAAAGAAUGAUGGGAGUAAAGAAUGUCAUGGAGCAGGGAACUUGCUGGAGUUUGCUGGUAUCAGUCAGCAGCAGCUCAACAGGAUUUCCACCAAGAACCCCUGCAAUUUCACCAGGGUUUAUGGAGGUAAGUUGCAGCCAACGUUUAAUCAUAAUGGUUCUAUGAUAUUUUUGGAUAUCUCCCACAACAUGUUGUCAGGCAGUAUUCCAAAGGAAUUUGGGGUCAUGUACUAUUUGACCAUUCUCAAUCUGGGCCACAAUAAUGUGUCUGGGAGCAUUCCUCAGGAGCUUGGGAAGAUGAAGAAUCUUAACAUUCUUGAUCUCUCUAAUAAUAGACUCGAAGGGCAAAUUCCGCAGAGCCUUACGGGGCUCUCCUUGCUCACUGAGAUUGACUUGUCCAACAACAUGCUCUCGGGGACGAUUCCUGAGACGGGUCAAUUUGAUACUUUCCCUGCCGCAAGGUUUCAGAACAACUCUGAUCUCUGUGGUGUUCCUCUGUCCCCUUGUGGAUCGGACCCGACAAAUAGUCCGAGUGCACAGCAUAUGAAGUCUCACAGGAGGCAGACUUCUUUAGUUGGGAGUGUGGCCAUGGGAUUACUAUUCUCCCUCUUCUGCAUCUUUGGUUUGAUCAUAAUUGCCAUUGAGACCAGAAAGAGGAGGAAGAAGAAAGAGGCAGCCCUUGAGGCCUACAUGGAUGGUAAUUCGCAUUCGGGUCCAGCCAAUGUGAGCUGGAAGCACACGAGUACUCGUGAAGCUCUUAGCAUAAACCUUGCAACUUUUGAGAAGCCCCUCCGAAAGCUUACUUUUGCAGACCUUCUUGACGCCACCAAUGGCUUUCACAAUGACAGUCUCAUUGGCUCCGGUGGGUUUGGUGAUGUGUACAAGGCUCAGUUGAAGGACGGAAGUGUUGUUGCUAUCAAGAAGCUGAUUCAUGUCAGCGGACAAGGGGACAGAGAGUUCACUGCUGAAAUGGAGACUAUAGGAAAAAUUAAGCACAGGAACCUUGUUCCCUUGCUGGGAUACUGCAAAGUUGGGGAGGAGAGGCUCCUGGUUUAUGAGUAUAUGAAAUACGGGAGCUUAGAGGAUGUUCUCCAUGAUCAGAAGAAAGCUGGGAUAAAGCUGAACUGGUCAAUUAGAAGGAAAAUUGCCGUUGGAGCUGCUAGGGGAUUGGCUUUUCUUCACCACAAUUGUAUCCCUCACAUCAUUCAUAGAGACAUGAAGUCAAGCAAUGUUUUACUUGAUGAAAACCUGGAAGCCAGGGUGUCUGAUUUUGGAAUGGCUAGGCUUAUGAGUGCUAUGGAUACACAUUUGAGUGUGAGCACCCUGGCGGGCACCCCGGGGUAUGUUCCUCCCGAGUACUACCAGAGUUUCAGAUGCUCCACUAAAGGUGAUGUCUACAGUUACGGUGUGGUUUUGCUGGAGCUGCUAACUGGGAAAAGGCCAACGGAUUCGGCUGAUUUUGGUGACAAUAAUCUUGUUGGAUGGGUUAAACAACAUGCGAAGCUGAAAAUAAGUGAUAUUUUUGAUCAGGAGCUCAUGAAGGAAGACCCCAAUCUGGAGAUGGAGCUUUUGCAGCACCUGAAGAUUGCGUGUUCAUGUUUGGAUGAUAGGCCAUGGAGACGUCCCACCAUGAUUCAAGUUAUGGCAAUGUUCAAGCAGAUUCAGGUAGGAUCUGGGAUUGAUUCUCAGUCAACUAUAGCCACCGAUGAAGAAGGUUUCAAUGCAGUUGAAAUGGUGGAGAUGAGCAUUAAAGAAGCCCCUGAAUUGAGCAAACAUUAGGCAUCAAAUUCCGGAGAGUGUCAUGUGGAUUCUUUGGGAAACAGACAAGAAGAGAGAAAGAGGAGAUGACGACGGAUUCAACUCUCCUCAAAGUUUUUUCCUACUUUGCCGGUUCAAAAUUAUUUCAGACAUAAGAGGAAACGGUUAAAAGGGGAAUGAAUGCUUUUGAUGUAUGUAGUCUUGUUAUUUUAUACAUAAGAAAAAAGUUGUUUAACUUGUAUAUAAACAGCUUCAGUUGUUACCAUCUGUGUUUUCCUAGAAUUCUCAAAGUACUUUUUUCAUUCAGAUAUAAUCCUGAAAAGGUUCUGUUUAA
Messenger RNA from Vigna angularis (adzuki bean), 4128 nucleotides. Its product is annotated as systemin receptor SR160. Gene Ontology annotation, molecular function: protein kinase activity; protein binding; ATP binding. Lineage: Eukaryota; Viridiplantae; Streptophyta; Magnoliopsida; Fabales; Fabaceae. Gene Ontology annotation, cellular component: plasma membrane. Gene Ontology annotation, biological process: protein phosphorylation. Bases 261 to 3815 code for a protein of 1184 amino acids. The transcript has a single exon. The record is from RefSeq and is a predicted model, not a curated record.